AUGCCAGAGACCUCCCCCACAUCCCAAGGCGAAUCAAGCACCCUGCAAGGAUCAGCCGCCCAGCAGUUGAAUAGGUCCUGCGAGUCUUGUCGAAGUCUCAAGGUCCGCUGUCUCCCCAGCCCAUCCACGCCUAAUCAAUGCCAGCGAUGCGCUAAGGGUAAGCGAUCAUGUGUCUUCGUGGCGCCGCAGAGACGGCGACCCCGGAAGCGGACGGAUUCGCGCGUCGCCCAGCUUGAGAAGGAGAUGCGGAUGAUGCGUUCACUGUUGAAAAAUCGCAUCCCCGAAGAAGAACCGGAUUCCAGUGAGGAAAGCGACGGGGACGAUGUCCAGGAUCAUGAGUCGGGCGAUGGAGACUUUAAGAGCAAUCUCGCCUUGCGGGAGCAUUCGGCUCAUUCGUCCGAGGAUGUCCGUUAUACGGAUUAUUCCCCUGAAUUGCUGACAACCCCGCACCCCAGCAUGUCUGAUAGUGGUGGUUAUUCGGCGCCGCCGACCUUUUCGGGUAUGCCAGCUGGCUUUGUGUCGGAGCAUGAGAGGAUUCCUCCGGCGGACGACGUGAUCGACCGGGGGAUUCUCUCGCUCGAAGAUGCGGAGCAAUUGGUGGCGUAUUUCAUCCACGAACUUGCAGUCUUCUUUCCAUUGAUUGUCCUGCCUCCGAACACUACGGCAGCGCAACUGCGAAAAACAAAGCCAGUCCUCUUUCUCUCCGUGAUUGCCGCGACAUCCAUAUCCGUCGAUGUAGGCUUGGCAGGUGUGCUGAACCGCGAGAUGGUCCGCCUCUAUUCAGAGCGGUUCUUCAUCGAAGGCGAAAAAUCACUAGAGUUAGUGCAAGCGCUGCUUCUGAUGAUCAUAUUUUAUUUCCCGCCCGUGUCGCCUUUGAAGCUGCAGCUUUAUCAGUACACGCACAUCGCUUCGACAAUGGCGUUAGAAAUUGGGUUAGCAAAUAAACGUCGUGUCUCGAAAAAGUUCGAUCGCAAGAGCACCAGACAUGAUGAGGUGUUGGCUGAGCAGGCGAGAGCAGUCCUCGGCUGCUACCAUCUCGGUUCAAGUGUCGCGAUGAAAACCCGUCGCCCAAAUCUGCUCCAGUUCAAUGACUGGAUGACCGAGUGUCUCAUUCAAUUAGAAAACUCGCCGCAGCGAACGGAUCAACAUGUGGCGAUAUGGUUCGAGCUCCAGCGAAUAACCGAUGAGGCAAUGUCCUCAUUCGGUCUGGACGACACCAGUACCACAUCGACCCUAACUGAGUCGCGUGUCCAAGCCGUGCUACGCUGGUUCGACAAGCGGCUCGAAACGUGGAAGGAUAAUACCCCAUCAGAAAUGCUCACCAUCCCCAUGAUCCUCGAAUACCGCUCCACAGUACUAGCGAUGUACGAACUCGGCGUAGGAGAAGGCUACCGCGACCCGAACGCACUUAAGCGACGAUAUUUCACACUGCCGACCCUUGAUGAAGAAGGCAACAACGGCAGGGAAGCACUGGAAGGCCCACUCAGCGCAAUCCGUAUCGACAUCAAUAUCAAAUGGAUGAACGCCGCACAUGAGAUGUUGGACACCGUGCUGACCUGCAGCACGGAGACGAUGCGUAAACUCCCGAAUCUCAUGUACACCCGGUUCGGAAUGGCCGUGACAUCCCUGCUGAAAAUCCACUUCUCCGUGCGAACCGGUGCUCUCGGCGAAGUCGUCACAGUGCAGGCUGUGAACGUGGCCUUCUAUCUCGAAGCCCUAGCCAACAAGCUAAGCGAGGCCAGUGCCGGGGGUAAGUACCAUAUCCCCAGUCGGUGGUACUAUGUCGUGGGCGUCAAGGGUCGGGAUUGGUAUGAGCGGCUGGAGAAGCGGCAGAGCGGAGGGGUAGAAGUUGGUUCUCGGGUCGUAUCGGGGAGUCCGUCGACCGGUACUGCGGAAUCGAUCUCCGGUCCAGCGUCGCAUCCUAGCCAAGGUCAGAGCCAAAGCCAAAACCAAAACCAAAACCAAGGCCAAGUCCCAUCAACGAUGGACUCCUUCCCCGUCGCCUCCAUGCCUCCAAUGCCGCCGGCAGUAGAGGGCAUGCGCGACGGGUACGUAGCGAUGGGUGGCCCUAGCAUGUGGGCCAUGGAUACCGGGCAUAACCCGCAUUUCUACCAGAUGAGCGCGGCAGCGUAUCAGCCUUCUGUAACGUAUGCGCAGGUGUCGCAUGUGCAGGCAACGUUGCCGCCACAGUUUUCGUAUGAGCCGCAGAGGAUGCCGGUUAGUGCUGCUGGGCAGCAUAUGGCUAGGGCGGGCAUGGAGCUGGAUGGGUGGCUUCCUGAUGGGAGUAUUUUCGGGGUGCAGCCUCUGCCUGAGUUCUGA
This is a messenger RNA of Penicillium expansum, 2319 nucleotides long. RefSeq lists its product as uncharacterized. Gene Ontology annotation, biological process: regulation of DNA-templated transcription; DNA-templated transcription. Lineage: Eukaryota; Fungi; Ascomycota; Eurotiomycetes; Eurotiales; Aspergillaceae. The transcript is spliced from 2 exons. Gene Ontology annotation, molecular function: zinc ion binding; transcription cis-regulatory region binding; DNA-binding transcription factor activity, RNA polymerase II-specific. The record is from RefSeq and is a predicted model, not a curated record. The coding region runs from base 1 to 2319 and encodes 772 amino acids. Gene Ontology annotation, cellular component: nucleus.